Messenger RNA from Rangifer tarandus platyrhynchus (Svalbard reindeer), 819 nucleotides. NCBI's taxonomy places the organism in Eukaryota, Metazoa, Chordata, Mammalia, Artiodactyla, Cervidae. The record is from the annotation of a GenBank genome assembly.
AUGGGCGAGCUUCGGAGCAGGGCUGUCCGAGGACGGGAAGCGGGGGUGCCGCCUCGCUGGAGCGCCCGUGUUGGAGCCGGGGGAGCCUUCUCGCCCUGUCUCUGGGCGGGCGUGCGUGCCUGUGUCUCUUCUGUCACGGCGUGUGAGCAGCUCAGCCGCGUUUUACCGCCCGUGUCUCUGGAGAAGCUCAGGCCAGAGCACCCCGCCGAGGUGAAGCGCCGCUUCUGCUCAGCCAGGGGCGGAGGGCCGGGGCUGCGAAGGACGGACCGGAGGAGCUGGGAGGGGCGGAGGGGAACCCCGGCCGUGGUGUUGGUUCUGUCUCUCUUUGACCCGUGGGAGGUGCCCCAUGUAGCUUUCCUGUGCCCUCCCCCGCCUCCCGCGAUGGCGUUGAAUCAGGACAGCUCCCUGGGAGGAAAGCGGGUUUGCCGAUGCGGUGUGCUGGACGUGGUCCUGCCCUCUCGGCAGGGGAGCUGGGUGAGUUGCCGCCUCCCCGUGUCUUCCUGCUCAGAGCCUUGUGGGCCCGGAGGCCCUGAGAUGAAUACAACAAGCUCCCGGUCACAGAGGAUUCAUGAGAAUGGGGUGGGCUUGGUCAAUAAGUGCUAUGUGAACAGUGUGUUAGCCUCUUGUUACUACAAUGUUUACGUCUUCCAGAUGCCUCAUGCUGAAUCUGGAGAAUGUUUUCCUGGAAAAAACAGAGACCCUGAAGAGCCCGAGUCCUGGAAUCAGACCGCUGGGGCUGUCGUCCGGCUUCAGGCUCCAUCGGCGUGCGCUCUGGGCAAGCAUCCUAACUGCGCCUACGCUUCUUUUUCUUACCUCUGA